Caenorhabditis briggsae is the source of this 915-nucleotide messenger RNA. Lineage: Eukaryota; Metazoa; Nematoda; Chromadorea; Rhabditida; Rhabditidae. The record is from RefSeq and is a predicted model, not a curated record. Gene Ontology annotation, molecular function: protein binding. Bases 1 to 915 code for a protein of 304 amino acids. The transcript is spliced from 3 exons.
AUGCACAAUUUCUUCCGCAAACUCUCAAUUCGCUCACGCUCUCCACCAGCAGUGCCCAAAAAGAAGUCAUCAAUCAACCCCUUAAAGAAAAACUCCUCCGGAUUGCUCAGCUUUCUUCGGAAUGCCGAAAAACCCGACGAUUCGGACCCGAUAUUCGACAUGCCAAUGCAUCUAAUGAUCCAUAUCAUCGAUCAAAUGUCAUUUUUCGAGCAGAUUCGGUUGGCAAGACUUUGUAAGGAGGUCAAGGAGCAUUUGGAUGAGAAAUUCCAGAAGAUUCGAAAAUUGGAGUUGAGAAAACGAGACAUCGAUGAAGCGUGUGCUAGUGAUGAGCAAUUUGAGAGGCAUUCGAAGGCCUAUGUUGCUGUGAAAAUCGAAGAAGAUACGGCUUGUGUGGUCAUUGACGACGCAUGGGUUGUCGCCGAUUUUUAUGUGUUUUUGGGAAUUCUCGAAGUGCUCCGCGAAGGCGUUGAAACCGUCGAAAUGGAUGCUCCAAUCGCCGAGCUGAUAGUGAUAUCAAUGUCAAAUAUCUCACUCGAAAGAUGGUAUGCAUUUCAAUGCAUUUUGAAAGCAUUCAACGACGUCUACGAGGAUCUUCAUCUCGAUUCGGGAUUCAUUGCGGAUCGUGACACGUUUUGGCCCAAAUGCUCGGAUAUCGUAAUCCAUGCGACGAAGGCGCAAGCGGCGGCACUUGGGCGGAUAUUGGAUUACGGUGUGAAGAGUGGUUAUGUGUUCGAUAGAAGGACCAUGGACCAUUUGAGAUUGGAAUUCGAGGAUUUGGAUGGAUUUGAGGAUAAGGCCAUUAAUAAGCAGAUUUAUUAUUUUCGCUGCUGGACCGGAUCUCUGGGAUGGGACCAUCGCUAUGAGAUUGUCUUCAAUAAUAAUCAACCACCGACCAAACAAGAAUGCCAUGUUUGA